Psammomys obesus (fat sand rat) is the source of this 666-nucleotide messenger RNA. It is a transcript of the gene Ctla4, whose product is annotated as cytotoxic T-lymphocyte associated protein 4. The transcript is spliced from 4 exons. Gene Ontology annotation, biological process: T cell receptor signaling pathway; negative regulation of regulatory T cell differentiation; regulation of T cell proliferation. The record is from RefSeq and is a predicted model, not a curated record. Gene Ontology annotation, cellular component: external side of plasma membrane; membrane. NCBI's taxonomy places the organism in Eukaryota, Metazoa, Chordata, Mammalia, Rodentia, Muridae. The coding region runs from base 1 to 666 and encodes 221 amino acids.
AUGGCUUGUCUUGGAGUCCAGAGGUUCAAGGCUCAGCUGCAGCUGAGGAUUUGGCCCUUUGUAGCCCUGCUUGCUCUUCUCUUCUUCCCGAUCUUCUCCAAAGCCAUACAGGUGACCCAACCUUCAGUGGUGCUGGCCAACAGCCACGGUGUCGCCAGCUUCCCAUGUGAAUAUUCAUCUUCACACCACACUGAUGAGGUCCGGGUGACAGUCCUGCGGCAGACAAACGACCAGAUGACUGAGGUCUGUGCCACGACAUUCACGACGAAGAACAAGCUGGGCUUCCUAGAUGAUCCCCUCUGCAGCGGUACCUUCAAUGACAGCAGAGUGAGCCUCAGCAUCCACGGACUGCGAGCUGCUGACACUGGACUGUACGUCUGCAAGGUGGAACUGAUGUACCCACCGCCAUACUGUGUGGGCAUGGGCAACGGAACCCAGAUUUAUGUCAUUGAUCCAGUGUCAUGCCCAGAUUCCGACUUCCUCCUUUGGAUCCUUGCUGCGGUUAGUUCGGGGUUGUUUUUUUACAGUUUCCUGGUCACCGCUGUCUCUCUGAGCAAAACGCUAAAGAAAAGAAGUCCUCUUACAACAGGGGUCUAUGUGAAAAUGCCCCCAACAGAGCCAGAAUGUGAAAAGCAAUUUCAGCCUUAUUUUAUUCCUAUCAACUGA